AUGGGUGACUUUAAUGAUUUGCUGUUCCAAGAUGAUAAACGAGGCCCGCAUCCUUACCCUAAUUGGUUGUGUGUUGGGUUCCAGGAGGUUAUGGGAGAGUGCGAUCUUAUUGAUAUCCCUCUAGAGGGACAUCCUUUCACUUGGACGAAAAGUCGUGGUACGACGCAUAUGAUUGAGGAACGUUUCGAUAGAUCCCUUGCCAAUCCGCAGCGGUUGCAGUUAUUUCCGACCACGAAGCUAAUCAAUCUUAUUGCUACGCAUUCAGACCAUAGCCCUAUUUUACUAAAAUGUGAUACGGUUCAAAUUCGUCGCAAUAGAAGAUCGUUUAAGUUUGAAAACUGGUGGUUAAAGGAGGAGGGGGUGCAGAAUGUGGUGCAACAAAGUUGGGUUGCAGUGAACCAUCAGUCUGUCUUCGGGAAACUCGCAGACUGUGCUUCUGACCUUGAUCGGUGGAACAAGUUACGUACUCGACAAAACAAUGAUGACAAGGACCGUCUUCUUGGUAUAUUGCGAUGUCGUGGGUGUAACGACCCUGUAUCCACUGGUCAGUAUAUGGAGGCUCACAUGGAAUACAAUAAUGUUCUUAUACGGGAGGACACGUACUAG
This is a messenger RNA of Vicia villosa (hairy vetch), 606 nucleotides long. RefSeq lists its product as uncharacterized. The record is from RefSeq and is a predicted model, not a curated record. The coding region runs from base 1 to 606 and encodes 201 amino acids. The transcript has a single exon. NCBI's taxonomy places the organism in Eukaryota, Viridiplantae, Streptophyta, Magnoliopsida, Fabales, Fabaceae.